This is a messenger RNA of Lathyrus oleraceus (garden pea), 573 nucleotides long. RefSeq lists its product as uncharacterized. The transcript has a single exon. Gene Ontology annotation, molecular function: nucleic acid binding; RNA-DNA hybrid ribonuclease activity. Bases 1 to 573 code for a protein of 190 amino acids. NCBI's taxonomy places the organism in Eukaryota, Viridiplantae, Streptophyta, Magnoliopsida, Fabales, Fabaceae. The record is from RefSeq and is a predicted model, not a curated record.
AUGCAUUUUGAAUUCCCCAACGAGGACAUCAUGCUUAUAAGGGAUUACAACAUUCUUGGUCCCGAGGAAGGACCAGAACCUGGAUCACGUUGGACAUUUGUGUUAGAUGGAGCUUCUAACGCUCAAGGCAGCGGAAUUGGGGAAGUUAUUACAUCCCCGACUGGUUUUCAUCUACCCUUCACUCCAAGGUUGUGCUUCAGUUUUACCAAUAAUAUGGCGGAGUACAAGGCUUGUAUCUUCUACAUUGAAGCGGCUAUUGAUCUAAGGAUCAGAACCCUCGAAGUCUAUGGGGAUUUAGCUUUGGUAAUCAUCCAAGUAAGAGGAGAUUUGGAAGUUCGUGAUCACAAGUUGAUCACGUACAAAGAGCAUAUGUUAAAGCUAAUCCCAUAUUUUGAUGAGAUCAUAUUCCAUCACAUCCCUCAAGAGGAGAAUUGGUUGGAUGAUGCCUUAGCUACUCUGUCAUCCAUGUUCAAGGUCAAGUGGAAAAAUGAAGCACGAUUUAUCCGCACUGACUACUUGGAUAAGCCAGUACACUAUUUGGCAAAUGAAGAUAAGUCUGAUGGCCAUCCUUGA